AUGAAGAUAUUUAUAGUUCUCAUGAUUUUGGAAGUAAUUUUUGCUGGUGUUAUACAUAAAAAUCGUGCAGAAAAUAUGAAAAAAGAAAUAUCAGUUCCAACAGAAGUUAAAGUGAGAAAUGAAGCAAAUAAAAAAGAAGAUUUAUUCAAAACAAAAAAAGUAAUAGAGCAUUCAGAAAAAAAAAGUUUUAACCAAAGUGCAUUAGAUGAUAAAGAAGACAUAAAGACGAAAAAAACCAAAGAAGACUUUGAUGAUACGAUAAUAGUAUCCUACUCAGCUUUUGUGGGCGAUAAAUGUGCCAUUGGCUUAGCUAAAAUAAAUGGAAUUUGUGCGGAUAUUGAUUAU
Messenger RNA from Brenthis ino (lesser marbled fritillary), 345 nucleotides. NCBI's taxonomy places the organism in Eukaryota, Metazoa, Arthropoda, Insecta, Lepidoptera, Nymphalidae. The record is from the annotation of a GenBank genome assembly.